Molecule: messenger RNA, 2276 nt
Organism: Haplochromis burtoni (Burton's mouthbrooder)
Lineage: Eukaryota; Metazoa; Chordata; Actinopteri; Cichliformes; Cichlidae
Product: programmed cell death 1 ligand 1-like
Exons: 3
Coding region: 861-1385 (174 amino acids)
Biological process (GO): cell surface receptor signaling pathway; positive regulation of T cell proliferation; negative regulation of T cell proliferation
Cellular component (GO): external side of plasma membrane
Source: RefSeq, a predicted model, not a curated record
UAUUUACUUUUAUUUUACUGUGUCCUGUUUAAUCUUUUUAUUGGCUAUUAUUGGCUGAAUUAUUUACAUUUAUUAUGUAAAUAUUAAAUUAUUAUUCACAUUUACAGAAGCCAAACCUGCUGUAAACAGCUGUUGGUCCUUUAAGGGUGGUGUUGUUGCCCGUUGUUUUUAUUUCACCUCUGAACAGCCACCUCCUGACCCAUCGGGGGUUUUUGAGGGCACAGGAUAACCUGGUGGAUAAUAAAUGGCAAACAGGUGGUUUGCUGGCCUGUUGGCUGGUAGGAUAGGAUAGCUGCUGGCUGGGUAAGAUUAGAGGAGAUAAAACAAAGGAAAAAUUUAGUCCACCCUCUUUUUGUCUUUUGCUUUGUGUUUGAUAGCCCUAUAACUGGGGUGUUUAUGUUAACGAAACAUCGACCACCCAUUUUUUUUUUCAUUAUCAUGUGGUUUAUCAUUUAACGUCAUCCUCUUCUUCUUCUUCUUCUUCUUCUUCUUCUUUUUUUAAAGUAAAUGCCACAAAAUAGGAAAGAGCCAGCAACUGGCUUUAAUCGUUUAAUGUAAUCUACAGGCUACAGCUAAAUGCUGCCUCCUCCAUAGUACAAUAUACAUGUUUAUACAGUGACGUCAUGUUGAAGUCCUUUUGCUGAUGAUGGUCUUUAGUACGUAGCUGAUGAUUGAUGAUGAGGUUAUGUUUGUGUUGUUCUGUGGAGAUCAUUGAAGAACUGAACCUGUUAAACACUCAGACCUGCUUCAGAUUUCAUCGCUUUAGUUAUGACGCACUUAUUUAAGAUCGUCCUCCAGUCCAACCUACUGAACGUCACUCUAACGCGACAUACACAUGACAUGAGUUCAAGAACACGGAAAUGUCUGCUGUGACUGCGUCGCUCUUGCUGUUUGUCGUCCUCUUUGUGUUUGUCUCUGCAGACAAGAAAAACAUCACAGCUGAGUCAGGACAGAGCGUCACUCUGACAUGUCGAGCUCCAAACAACAACAAUGACAUUGUAGAGUGGUGCAGAGCUGACCUCGAGCCAAAACAUGUCCUUGUGUACCGCGGUGGGAACUUGGUUUCAGAUGAGCAGCAUCCAUCUUUUAAGGACCGGGUGGAUCUGCAGGGCAGACAGAUGAAGGAUGGAGACGUGUCUCUGAUUGUGAUGAAUCUGACAAUAAAUGACACUGGAACAUACGAGUGUCGUGCGUUCACAAGUGGAACAAACUGCAGGAAGAAAGCAAAUCGCAGUGUCGAGCCCAUCAGCAUCAUCAACCUGAGUGUUGUUGAUCCUCCAGGUCAGACAGGAGGACACACAGAGGGUGGAGUCAGUGGUCUGGUAGCAAGUCGGUCCUUUUUGGUGCUGGGUUUGUUGUUGUUGGGAGUGUUACUGGUUUUAUGAUCAAUAGAAAAACAUAAAACCAGUAGUUCAUGUUCUAAGAGAACAUGAACAACGAAACUUGUGAAAAAAUCAGGUCAAAAUUCACAGCAGUAUACAUAAUCACAAGAAAUUACACUAAAUAUUCAGGUCAGUAGAAAUGUUUGGUGAUUUCAAGGAAAAAUGUCAUCCAUUAAAAAUAACUGGAAACAUUAGUGAUGGAAAAUAUGUUUAAAAUGAUCUAAUCUUAGGACAACUACAAAAAAGAAAAGAGAUUAACGAUGUGUUGUUCAAAGAUCAAUGCAUUGGACUAAACCAGCUUGUUUAAACAGUCUGGUCACUCAAUUUGUGACAGAUGGAUUUCAGUCAUUAGUUAACACAGCAUCUCAGAUCAUCUUUUUAUCAGCAACUUAAAAUAACUGCAGUCAGAGAUCUGAGAAACUGACACUUUAUUAAUUCACACCAUGUUUUUUCAUCAAGCUACGACACGCCUAAAACAGAUUCAGCAUUAGUACAGUUACAUGAAAACAACCAUAAUAUCUGUAAGCAUGGGACAGAAGAGAAAGCCUCAUCAACCACAGAUGCUAACAAGUCAAAACCUCAACUUCUGGGCCCUGCACUCAGCAAAGUCACUGAGCAUCUUUACAGACUUACCCCCUUUUCACUUAUGAAAUGAGUAUUAUGGCUUGUGAACUUUGGAGUGUGUGGAAUGAGCUGCUCUGCUUCUGUUUUGUAAACAUGUUUCAUUUUGGGAAUGCUUCGUAAGCUUUAUUUCAGUUUUUUUAGUGCAAACUGGGAUUCCAUAACCAGCUAACUAAGGCUACGUCCACACGUACAUGGGUAUUUUUGAAAAUGCAGAUUUUUCUAUGCAUUUGCACCUUUCGUCCACACGUAAAUGGCAUUUUCGGUCACUGA